Molecule: messenger RNA, 1459 nt
Organism: Lycium ferocissimum
Lineage: Eukaryota; Viridiplantae; Streptophyta; Magnoliopsida; Solanales; Solanaceae
Product: codeine O-demethylase-like
Exons: 4
Coding region: 91-1203 (370 amino acids)
Source: RefSeq, a predicted model, not a curated record
AAAGUUCCAAAGAAUUUUGAUAUAUAUAUAUUCAUUACUCCCGACUGCUAUUGAGGGGAGUAAAAACCAAUUCAAUAAGCUGGGCAGGAAAUGGAUACACAAAAUGAAAAGAGCAAUGAUGAACUCAAGUACGAGAAAAUUGCUUGGGGAAGUUCAUUGCCAGUGCCUAGUGUUCAAGAACUAGUGAGAAAUGAUGCUAAAGAGGUUCCCAAGAGAUAUAUACAGAACAAUGAGAACAGACCAAUUACUAAUUUUAAACCAUCUCAAGAGUCAGCUGAAAUCCCAAUCAUCAAUUUUUCACUUCUUGCUGAUGGAAACGAAGAUGAACGAAAAAAGAUGCACUUGGCAUGCAAAGAAUGGGGUUUCUUCCAGCUAUUAAACCAUGGGAUUACAAAAGAGGUGAUGCAGAAUGUGAAGAAAGCUGUAUCCCGUUUUUUUGAACUUCCAUUGAUUGAAAAAAAGAAAUAUGCCAUGGAAAAAGAUGAUCUCCAUGGAUAUGGUCAAGCUUUUGUACACUCAGAAGAGCAGACACUAGAAUGGUCUGACAUAAUGUUUCUCAUUAUAUAUCCACUCAAAUCAAGGAAAACCAUGGUCUGGCCAGAAUUACCAGGUUUCAAGGAAGCAGUUGAGGAGUACUCUUCAAAUUUGGAAAGGGUACGUGAUGAGAUAUUAGAGAACAUAUCAUUAUUGUUGGGAUUAGAGAGAAAGACUCUGAAAGAGAUGCAUGGAGAAAUGAAGCAUGCAGUGCGAAUGAACUACUAUCCACCAUGUCCAAAUCCUGAUCUUGUUCUAGGAAUUGGACCACAUUCAGAUGCCACAUCCAUCACUUUACUCCUACAAGAUGAUGAUAUUACUGGACUCCACAUUAACCACAAUAAAACAUGGAUCCCCGUUCACCCUAUUCCUAAUGCCAUACUUGUUAACGUUGGUGAUUGCAUUGAGAUUUGGAGUAAUGGGAUGUACAAGAGCAUUGAACAUAGGGCUGUAACUAACAAGGAUAAAGUCCGAGUAUCUAUUGCGACGAACGUGUUUCCAGCUGACACAAGGGAAUUGGAGCCAAUUAAGACAAUGAUAUAUGAGCAACGUCCAAGCAUGUAUAAAAGGGUUAAGUUUCUUGAUUUGAUUAGAUAUGGAAUGUCCAAAACGAUGGAUGGAAAGAUAUUUAUCGAGUUUGCCAAGGAAGAGGACAAUCAAGGGCCAUGACGUCACUGCUCUCAAGUAACAGCAAGGAAGGGCCAGCUAUUUGUUGUGUUAAUAACAAUUAUUACUUUAAAAUAAUAUUGUCCCCAACUUAUGUUUUGCAAGGACAUGCAUUGUGUGUGAUAAGAAACCCUGUAAGAUAUUAAUAAUUGGUAUGUGGGUAUGCAUUGUGUGAUAAGAAAGCAUGUAUGAUAUUAAUAAUCGGUAUUUGGGUAUCUGUUGCAUGUUAGUGAUAAUGAAGAGAGCAAAUCUUUUGAUG